Molecule: messenger RNA, 293 nt
Organism: Ambispora gerdemannii
Lineage: Eukaryota; Fungi; Glomeromycota; Glomeromycetes; Archaeosporales; Ambisporaceae
Source: the annotation of a GenBank genome assembly
GCUCCAGCACAUGUUUUCCGACCACACCACCAAGUUCCCCUCCAUCUCCUUUAUCUCCAGGUAAUCUUCUGACUGUACCACCAUUUGCUUUACUUUCUCCAGUUAAGCUUCCGACCAUACCACCAAGUCCCUCUCCACCUCAUUUACCUCCAGUUAAGCUUCCGACCACAACACCACCUGCUUUACCUCAUCUGAUCCCAUUACCUCCAGUUAAGCUUCCGACUGCACCACCAAUUGCUUUAUCUCCAAUUAAGCUUCCGACCACACCUACUAGUCCCCCUCCACCUCCUUAA